This is a messenger RNA of Cyprinus carpio (common carp), 1053 nucleotides long. Its product is annotated as putative C-type lectin domain family 20 member A. Lineage: Eukaryota; Metazoa; Chordata; Actinopteri; Cypriniformes; Cyprinidae. The record is from RefSeq and is a predicted model, not a curated record.
AUGACGGACUUAGACCUGAUCCAGGAGACCAAGACCUGGGAUGAGGCUCUGGACUACUGCAUAGAACGCAACACUAGCCUGGCUAGUAUGAACUCCAGUACAAUUAUGGAUCUGGCAGUGAAUAUGGCUAAAAAUGCCCAGACGGUUAACGUCUGGACUGGCCUGCGCUUUCUGAACCAUUGGUUCUGGGUGAAUGGAGGUGAUCUUGAAUACAAGGCCUGGUCUGAGGAGGGAGAGAUCCACUUCUGCUUUACCAAACUGCUGCAUAAUCCUCUGCACCAGAUCCGGGUGAAGCCCUGUCUCUUUGCACUGAACACCAGCCUCAACAACUAUUAUGUGAAUAAAAGUAUGACGUGGUCAGAUGCACGGGUGUACUGCUCUAAUAACUAUGAUGACCUGUCCACCGUAAGCAAUGAUGAACUGCAACCACUCUCUAAUAAUCCGCAGAUCACUGAGGAUUUUUACUGGAUUGGACUCAAGAGAAGUAGGCAGUGGCCAUGGUGGGCAUGGACCGGAGGUGAGGAUGCGACUAAUAUCCAGUGGGACAAAGACCAACCAAAUUAUAAUGGUGAAAAUUGUUGUGCUGUGAAAAGUUCCUCUUCUAAAGUGCAUGAUGUUGAUUGUGAUUGGCCUAAACCAUUUUAUUGUAUGGAGGACUCUGAGCUGACUGUGGUGCAGCAGGAAAGCACAUGGGAAGAGGCCCUGCUAUACUGCAGACAAAACUACAAAGAUCUGGCCACACUGAACUCAUAUGAGCUCAUGAAACAGGCAAAACAUAAGAGCAGAGCAGCCCUGACUGAUGAUAUGUGGAUUGGUCUGCGCUUUAUCGCUGGGCGCUGGUUUUGGGCAAAUGGAGAAACUUUUGAAUAUAAGGUUUGGUCUUCAGAUGGAGAGCUCCAGUGCCCUGCCAUGAAUCAGCGCUGUGCAGUUCUGAACCGUUAUAGUAUGGUUUGGACACCUGUGGACUGUGAGCAGAGAUUCAGCUUUCUCUGUACCAGUGAACCAUGAAAUGAAAUAUCUGAUUUUUUUUUUUAUGAUGAUAACAUGCCUAAA